Molecule: messenger RNA, 657 nt
Organism: Prunus armeniaca (apricot)
Lineage: Eukaryota; Viridiplantae; Streptophyta; Magnoliopsida; Rosales; Rosaceae
Source: the annotation of a GenBank genome assembly
AUGCAACCAAAUAAUACCAUCAUCGGCAUCAAUUCCAUCAACCGCCGCUUCUGGGUCUACGCUAUGAUGGAGGAUGCGCCAAAGAAUGGUGUUCUUGCGGUGCAGACACUGCGAAACAACAUAAUGGCAUCGACCCUUUUGGCCUCGACGGCCAUUAUGCUCAGUUCUCUCAUUGCCGUGUUGAUGACAGGUGGCAGCAAGGAUCGAAAGGCGUUUUUCGUCUUCGGAAACAGAAGCGAGCUCGCGUUUUCCAUCAAGUUCUUUGCCAUAUUGGUCUGUUUCUUGGUGGCUUUCCUGUUCAAUGUGCAGUCCAUAAGAUACUACAGCCACGCGAGCAUUCUCAUCAACACCCCCUUCAAAAAGAUGUCACCGCAUCACAAGCAUCAUUAUCUCACAACCGAGUAUGUUGCCAACACUGUCAACAGAGGCAGCUAUUUCUGGUCCUUGGGCCUCCGUGCCUUCUAUUUCUCUUUCCCUCUGUUUCUGUGGAUCUUUGGGCCCAUUCCCAUGUUCGUGUCCUGCUUUGUUUUGGUCAUCAUGCUCUAUUUCCUGGAUGUCACCUUUCAGUUUGGAUGGGUUGUUGGGGUUGCCGAUGAGGAGGAGCACAACGGCCUUAACAAGGAUGAGGAACAAGGCACGUCAUUACAACAUCAUUAG